Gekko japonicus is the source of this 1736-nucleotide messenger RNA. RefSeq names its product tripeptidyl peptidase I (gene TPP1). Bases 1 to 1017 code for a protein of 338 amino acids. Gene Ontology annotation, biological process: central nervous system development; proteolysis. The record is from RefSeq and is a predicted model, not a curated record. Lineage: Eukaryota; Metazoa; Chordata; Lepidosauria; Squamata; Gekkonidae. The transcript is spliced from 7 exons. Gene Ontology annotation, molecular function: serine-type endopeptidase activity; tripeptidyl-peptidase activity.
AUGAGAGAGGCUUCCUCUGCCCGAGGCCCGCAAGAGCUCCUGCUGCCGGCCAGAGUGAAUGUGGACUUUGACAGACUGAAGGUCUGGCAGAGGUUCCUCGAGCAGUACUUCCACCAGGCUGACUUGGCUGAGUUCAUGCACCUCUUUGGGGGAGGCUUCCCACACCAUUCGAGCGUCGACAAGAUUGUCGGGCACCAGGGCCGAGGCCAGGCCGGCGUGGAAGCCAGUCUGGAUGUGGAGUAUCUCAUGAGCACCGGGGCCAACAUCUCCACCUGGGUCUUCAGCAAUGCAGGGAGGCACGAGAGCCAGGAGCCCUUCCUGGACUGGCUGCUGGUGCUGAGCAACACGUCGGCCUUGCCCUGGGUGCACACGGUCAGCUACGGCGACGACGAGGACAGCCUGUCGCAGGCCUACAUGGCGCGUGUCAACGUGGAGUUCAUGAAGGCGGCAGCCCGGGGGAUCAGCAUCCUCUUUGCCUCAGGAGGGGGGGGCUGUUGUGGAUCCUGCCCUGCCUGGUCCUGCGGAAGUGUCUCGCUUUGCUCGAAGGUGGCUGCACCUCUCCCCCGUGUCCGCAGCCCGUACGUGACCACUGUGGGCGGCACGUCCUUCCGGCAUCCCUUCCUGGUGAGUGCGGAGGUGGUGGACUACAUCAGUGGAGGGGGCUUCAGCAACGUCUUCCCCAUGCCGAGUUACCAGACGUCCGCCGUGAAGCAGUUCCUGAGCAGGGCCCCCAAGCUGCCUCCCGCCUCUUACUACAACAGCAGCGGGCGGGCCUACCCGGACCUGGCGGCCCUUUCCGACAACUACUGGGUGGUGGCCAACCGCAUCCCCAUGCCCUGGGUCUCCGGCACCUCGGCCUCGACUCCCGUGGUGGGGGUGACCGAAGGGUGCCACCUGUCGUGUCUGGAUGCCACAGUGGAGGGCCAGGGGUUCUGUGCUGUUCCCGCCUGGGACCCCGUGACAGGAUGGGGGACACCCAACUUCCCAGAGCUCCUGCGUGCCCUGCUGGGCCAGUGACUCUUUGAGGGUGGGGCGGAAGGCCCCGCUGGACCGGACUGUGAAACCCUUUGACGACUCUCGCACUCUUGAGCCACUCUUGGCCUGGAAUGCAUCUCGGGGUGGGGGAGGGCCAGGGGAGGGGGCCGAUUUCUGCGUCUGCUCCUUGGGUGUGGGUUCCAUGGUGGGUUGUCCCUCUGCUGCCUGCGGGUGAUCGGAAUUCUCCCAAACAUGGCCCCCUGUCAAGAAAACAAACCCUCUCUUGUCUCCAGAGAGACGGCACACACGCAGGCCGGAGGCCGAGUCACUUUUGCUGUCUUUUUGGACACCUGCCCUACAGCAAGGAAAGGGGGCCUGCAGGGCUGGGGUUCAAACAUAUAUGGGUGCCAGGAAGCAGAACCCCCCCUCCCUUCCCCCCCUCCUCCAGGCCAGCCGGCCGGCUGAGACCUGUUCUUGGAAGGCCUCCUGCAGCAGGGGCGGCCUCUCUAGCGAGCUCCUGGUUCCCCUCCUUGGAGGCGCUGCUUCUUGGCUGAAGAGCCUCUGACUGAGGGGAGGCAGCAGCCGCUGAGCGGGUCUGUGCCCUUCGGAGUGUCUGUCCACACACACACUUGCCCGUGGGGGGGGAGGGCUCAUUGGGCCCCCUUGGAUUCCCUUGAUGGUUGCUGUAGCGUCCGGAUGUACAGCCAGGCAGCCAGGGAGGGGCACCUGGAAGCGUGCCUCCCCCUUCCCCCCACCCCCCA